Molecule: messenger RNA, 3460 nt
Organism: Vombatus ursinus (common wombat)
Lineage: Eukaryota; Metazoa; Chordata; Mammalia; Diprotodontia; Vombatidae
Gene: RTN4RL1
Product: reticulon 4 receptor like 1
Exons: 2
Coding region: 126-1481 (451 amino acids)
Cellular component (GO): plasma membrane
Molecular function (GO): protein binding
Source: RefSeq, a predicted model, not a curated record
GCCGGGGCGCCCCCCGCUCCGCGCCCUCGGAUUAGCUGCAGCUCACACCCGGGGGUUUGAAGCUGGACCCCGCGUGGGACCGCCCCAUCUCCGGCCUCUGACAGAGCGGCGGCCCCGCGGCCAAGAUGCUCGCGAAAGGUCACUAUGUGAAACUGUUCCUGGUACUUUGUGGUCUGGAGCUCCAGGUGGGCAUCUGCUGCCCUGUGGACUGUGUGUGCUACCCGGCGCCUAUGACUGUCAGCUGCCAGGCGCACAACUUUGCCGCCAUCCCCGAGGGCAUCCCCGAGGACAGCGAGCGCAUCUUCCUGCAGAAUAACCAGAUCGGCUUCCUCCUCCCGGGCCACUUCAGCCCCUCCAUGGUCACGCUCUGGAUCUACUCCAACAACAUCACCUCCAUCGACCCGGACACCUUCAAAGGCUUUGUGCACUUGGAGGAGCUGGACCUAGGGGACAACCGCCACCUGCGGACCUUGGCCCCGGAGACCUUCCAGGGCCUGGCCAAGCUCCACGCACUCUACCUGUACAAGUGCGGGCUCAGCUCCCUGCCUGCAGGCAUCUUCGGCGGCCUCCACAACCUCCAGUAUCUCUACCUGCAGGACAACCACAUCGAGUUUCUCCAGGACGACACUUUUGUGGAUCUGGUGAACCUCAGCCACUUGUUCCUUCAUGGCAAUAAACUCUGGAAACUCACCCAGAACACCUUCCGGGGCCUGGUCAACCUGGACCGCCUGCUCCUCCAUGAGAACCAGCUGCAGCUGGUGCAGCACCGGGCCUUCCACGACCUCCAGAGACUCACCACCCUCUUCCUUUUCAACAACAGCCUCUCUGAACUUCAGGGGGACUGUCUCACCUACCUGGGGGCCCUGGAGUUUCUCCGGCUCAACGGCAACCCCUGGGACUGCGGCUGCCGGGCCCGGUCGCUGUGGGAAUGGCUGCGGAGGUUCCGGGGGUCCAGCUCUAGCGUGCUCUGUGCUUCUCCCGAGACGUUGCAGGGCCGGGAUCUGAAGCUGCUCCAGGCCCAGGACUUCAGGAACUGUACAGGGGCUGAGUCUCUGAACCAGCUCAAGUCCCACACCCUCACCACCACCGACCGGGCAGCUCGCAAGGAGCAUCACCCUCCCCACGGCGGCCCCAAGGACAAGGGGUCCCAGCACAGCUUCCACGGCCACCAGCCUGGCUCCCGCCUGGGCUCCAAGAAGCCCGGAAAGAACUGUACCAACUACAGAAAUCGGAACCAGAUUUCCAAACCAGGGGCUGGUGGGGCCCGGAAAAAUGGCCACGAGGUCCAGGACUAUGUGCCAGACUACCACCACAAGUUCAACUUUGACAUGAUGCCCACAGCACGCCCCAAAAAGAAGGGCAAAUGCGCCCGGAGGACCCCCAUCCUUUCGCCCAGUGGGGUACAGCAGGCCUCCAGGGGCAACGCUCUCAGGGCCUCCCUCCUGGCGUGGAUCCUGGUGCUGGCGGUUACUCUCCGCUGAUAGCUCGGGAGGGCAGUUGGCGCAGGGCACUGCCACCUAUCUAUAAAGGAACAGAAUUUCUUUUUUCUUUUUUUCUACAUGGAGGAUUUGCCAGUUCCAGGGAAAGGAUGGCGGAGGCUUUGGCCAGUCUCCGUCCAUGGCCCGGUGGAUUAUCAAGCCCAAAACUGUACAGCACCCGCAGUGGAAGGGGAUUAGAGGCAUUACCAACCCAGCUGUCACAAAUGGCCCUGUCCGAGCACCCACUGAAACUGCCACCCAAGUGAGGAGAUUUAAAAAAAAAGAUUUUUUUUAAAAACACAAGCUAAUCCUUCAUUAGCAACAAAUGAACAAGUACACAGACAGGAGCUGUGUUCUCUACAAAAUCCUGUUAAUUUUAAGGGGGUAUCAAAGACCCUACCCUUCUGGGAUGGAGCAAGACAACUCUGAGAGAAUUGAGGAUGACCACGGAAGUCCUGAGCGUGUACACCCAGGGGAUGGCCCUCACAUGUACAAUCCUUGGACCCCCUCGGCCUCGUGGGGUUCGGGCCUCUCCCAUUCCUGUGUCUCAGGCAACACUGGCCUAUUGGCACUUAAUUGCUGGGCUCCUGAGGGGCCAACUACCAAAGGAAAGGUUGUGAGAGGCUGGAAUUUAAGACUUCCCUGGGAGAAACAAGGCCCUUGCAGAAGGUGGGGUUUCCUAACUGUUCACUUAUAUAUAUAUACUCUCUCUCUUUCUAUAUAUAUAAAUGCACAGGCCUUCCCCCUUCAGUUAUCAAACUGUACAUCUUAUAUCAUGUUUAUAAACUAUAAGGAAAUGAUACCUGCUGAAACUAAGGAUUGUAUUGGUCAAUUUUUAGUGGGGGAAAAGGUUCUAUAAUUUUUUUUUUUUGGUCUAGAAAAACUUGGUAGCCAUAUUUACAAAACCUGACCCUGGCCCAAUCCAAGGUUAGGGGGUGACUGUGGAGGAACUGGAAGGUGGCAAGAAUCACUUCAGGGGACCAAUGUUCUUAGUGGCUUAGGGCACUUUUUAUAUGCAAUGAAUUCCCAUCUACCUCCCCUCCCCCCCAACACCCCCUCACACCUCCUGAAGCAGCUUCUGUGCCCAAGGAGGGGAAAGAAAACCUAACAGCUUGUGGGCUUCCUAAUGAACCAGGCCCCUGGGGAAUGAACAGAGUGAGGAAGGGGAAUGGAAGAGGGUCGUUUUGUUGAUAAGUGAGGCCGUUUUAAACAGUGUUAGUCCAACAGGUGUGGACAGUGUAGCUAGCCUAGAAGUCACCUAUGAAGGGGGCAAGAGGACAGGAGCACAGAGGCUCGUACCCAGUCGUAAAACCCGACCGAUGACUUUCCUUAAGACUUGGGGAGAGAAAACCCUGGUAGAGAAGGGGAUUAGGCAGGAGGGCAGACACAUCACCAUGAAGCAUCACUGUGCUAAAUGCUGGGGAUACAAAGAAAGGCAAAGCCAGUCUCUGACCGCAAGGAGCUUACAUUCUAAUGGGGAGGAUAACAGGCAAAUAAUGUACAUGCAAGAGACAUACUGUGUUAAGUGGGGAGUAAUCUCAGAGGGAAGGCAUUAGCAGUAAUGGGGACCUCAGAUACUGGCCUAGACUCAAGGGGUCCCUGCAGGACAGAGCCCAAGAAGAAGGGGCCUUCACUCUUACCCUGCUUGAGAGUUAUUUCUCCUGAUUAACAGACUAAGGAGAUUUAAAGACCAGAAAUACUAAAUGGAAAAAACCUGCCGUAAGUAAUAGGAAUUAAGACAAGGAAGGGAAUAGAGGGUAGGAUGAGGGUCCAUUUCUAGCCUUGAUCCCAACACGGGCUGGAAGCACCCCCCCACCUUAGCACAACCCCACCUCAUCCCCCCCAAACAUGAGGGUUGCUGAUAUUUUUUCUGCAUUUUGCACAAACAGCAAACACAAAUUUCCCCAACGGAGAGGGUGUAAGAGGAAAGAAACACUGAAUCCAAUUAGGGAGAGAAAAACAAUAAAAAAAAUUAUCUUGGA